This is a messenger RNA of Vigna angularis (adzuki bean), 2441 nucleotides long. Its product is annotated as scarecrow-like protein 3. The transcript has a single exon. NCBI's taxonomy places the organism in Eukaryota, Viridiplantae, Streptophyta, Magnoliopsida, Fabales, Fabaceae. Gene Ontology annotation, biological process: response to gibberellin; regulation of DNA-templated transcription. Bases 716 to 2158 code for a protein of 480 amino acids. The record is from RefSeq and is a predicted model, not a curated record. Gene Ontology annotation, cellular component: nucleus. Gene Ontology annotation, molecular function: DNA-binding transcription factor activity; sequence-specific DNA binding.
AAGACAAACACACCACUCUAAACACAACACACAAACCUUAACCUUUGGACUGUGUUGAGUUUAGUUGAGUGAUCAAACAAACACACCUUCUAGAGUUUCCUCACAGAGAAACGACAGUUUUCGGAACAUAAAGACAGAAACAACCGAACCAAGACUCUCACCAAUUCCACACUCCACUAACCACUGAACGACAACAAAACAAUAAAGACAACAGAACCCCUUCACGUAUUGUCUUCUUUUCUCUUCUCUUCCCAUGAACCACUCCUUCAAUCUGCUGCUGCUUCUGUUAAACCUUCUUCAAUUUCACUCUCACACCAAACACGCCACAAACUCAUUCACUGCUAUUCUGCUUUUUCGGAAUGUUCACACCACCAAGCUUCGCCAUUUUCAGGGGGCUUCUUUUCCUUUCUUCUUCGAUUGCAAAACCCAUCAGCGGUUUCGUUUUUCCAUGUUCGAUUCUCAAAAUGUGGUUUUUGUAGGAUUAUCUCGUUUUCUCACCACCGUUUCCUUACUUUGCUCCGAAAAUAUUUCCUGAAUUUAGUCGGAAAAGCUCCUUUAAUUCACUUCUGGCGAUUUUUUCGCUUGCAUUGUAAAGUAUAUACUCAGGUUUUUGUUCAUACUUGGGGAAGGUUUGAUCAAACCUGUGUGCCUCUUGAUAACUAUUACCAUUUUACCACCUUUUCGAGGUCUAUAUAAGAUUGUUGUGGUUGGUUUCAUGGAAUCAGUGUUUCAAGAAGAAGGGUCAUCUUCUGUAACUUCUUCCCCCCUUCAGUUCUUUUCCAUGAUGUCUCUUUCACCUGGCAUAGGAUCUCCCUAUCCUUGGCUUAGAGAACUGAAAUCUGAGGAAAGGGGUUUGUAUUUGAUCCAUUUGUUGAUCGGUUGUGCCAAUCAGGUGGCUAAUGGUAGUCUUGAAAAUGCAAACAUGUUGCUUGAACAGAUUUCCCAGCUUGCUUCCCCUGAUGGAGAUACUAUACAGCGAGUUGCUGCAUAUUUCACCCAAGCACUCGCUGAUCGGAUACUGAAAACAUGGCCUGGUCUCCAUAGGGCACUCAAUUCCACCAGAAUAGCUAUGGUGUCUGAAGAAAUUCUUGUUCAGAAGCUCUUUUUCGAUCUUUUUCCGUUCUUGAAGAUGUCAUACAUUCUGACAAAUCAGGCUAUUGUUGAAGCCAUGGAAGGGGAGAAAAUGGUGCAUGUAAUUGAUCUCAAUGCCACAGGCCCAGCACAGUGGGUUGCCCUCUUCCGUGUUCUGAGCGCACGCCCUGAAGGCCCUCCUCAUUUGAGAAUUACUGGGGUGCAUCACCAGAAAGAGGUUCUGGAUCAGAUGGCUCAUAAACUCACUGAGGAGGCAGAAAAGUUGGAUAUCCCAUUCCAGUUCAACCCUGUUGUCAGCAAGAUAGAAAAUCUUGAUUUUGACAAACUUCGUGUGAAAACUGGGGAGGCACUGGCAAUCAGUUCCAUUCUGCAGUUACACUCCCUUUUGGCCUUGGAUGACGAUGCCUCCAGGAGAAGAUCUCCUCUUCCGGCAAACAAUUCAAACGCAAUUCAACUGCAGAAAAUCCUGCAGAUGAACCCAAACACACGCUGUGAUUUGGUUGAUAAGGACAUGGUUCACGGCUAUAGCCCAAGUCCAGAUUCAGCCUCAGCCUCAGCUUCAGCCUCAUCCUCGCCAGGAUCGUCAUCUGCAUCAAUGAAAUCCGAGAGCUUUCUGAAUGCCCUGUGGGGGUUAUCACCAAAGAUCAUGGUUGUAACGGAGCAAGACUUCAACCACAACAGUUCAAACCUGAUGGAUAGGCUGCUAGAAUCUCUAAAUUCUUAUGCUGCAUUGUUUGAUUGUUUGGAAUGCACUGUCUCCAGAGCAUCCUUGGAUAGAAUGAAGAUCGAGAAGAUGCUUCUGGGUGAGGAAAUCAAGAACAUAGUAGCUUGUGAGGGAGCUGAAAGAAGGGAAAGGCAUGAAAAGAUGGAUAAGUGGAUCCAAAGACUUGAUUUAUCUGGUUUUGCAAACGUGCCUUUAAGCUGUCAGGGUGUGACACAGGCAAUGAGGUUCUUGGAGAACUAUGGCUGUAAUGGAUAUAGAAUGAGGGAGGAAAAUGGCUCUGUAGUCAUUUACUGGCAGGAUCGAACCUUGUUUUCUGUGACAGCUUGGAGAUCAAGAAGGUAAGACAGAUUCAUGAAGAAGAAUAGUGAUGUAGUGAUGGAUGGAGUCUCUUAUAAUUUUUUUCUUUUCUUUGUUUCUAAUUGUAUGAAAGAGUUUUACCAAUAUAUGUGGUGAUUUCUACUGAUGAAGACCAAUUCAGAAGAGAGAAAUGGGAAAAUGGAAAAGUGUGAGAAAGUGAAACAAUUAUCUGUAGUUGUGUCUACCAUUCCAUUGUUUAGUGCUGUGCUCAUUUUGUUCUUCGCUAAUUCCUAUACUGUAACCUUUCUGCAUAUGUUGUGUAAGACCU